UGGCAUAAAAAUGGACAGAAUUACAGACAGGAUCUUCUUGGGAGACAUCAAUGGGGUUUCCAACCUCCAUUUACUCAGGAAGAACAAGAUCACGCAUAUUUUGACAAUGGCUGCAGGUAUUAGACCAUUGUAUAGGAAGGAGUUUAAGUAUAAAGUAGUGAACAUCAUGGACUUGCCUACACAGAACAUCCUCAUGUACUUUGACAAAGCUAUCGAGUUCAUUAAUAAAGCUGUAGCUGGAGGUGGCAGGGUCUUAGUUCACUGCUUCGCUGGUGUCUCAAGAAGCGCAUCUACAGUUAUAGCGUACUUUAUGGCUACCAGGAAAAUGGGCUUUACUGAAGCUUUCAAUUAUGUAAAGAAGAAAAGGCCUGUCAUUUUCCCAAAUUAUGGAUUCCAGAGACAGCUUGUUGAGUACGAGAAGUCACUUCAAAAGCGAUAUUCAGCCAAGAACAUGGCAUCUUGUGAUGAGAAAGUUAAGGGAAAUAAGCUUGAAGUCAAAUUUCUAGAUUCCUCCUCGAAAAGUCCAGGUAUUACUCAUCAUAAACUCUCCAUGUAUGACACAAAAAGAGAUGUGAAUUUGUCACCAGAUGUAAUCUCACGUCAGUUGAAACCAAAGCAGUUUCAUUAUCCGAUGUAUUUAGAGUAUGACUCUUCAGUAACUCCUGUAAGGCCAAAUAAGUCUUUUUAUAACCGUAAUGGAUCCAGGAAGAGGCCUACAUCUUACUCAAUAGCGAAUAUGAAGUCAGUCGAACAGAAGAAGCCUCAUAAACCAAAGGGUAAGUUCCUCUCAAGUUUCCAAGACAAAGCAAGCUAUCAAAAACUUGAUCGAAAGAGGUUCAGUUCUAAACCAAAGUCUGGCUUCCAAAAUCUUAUGAAGAAGAAAGAAGUCAAGAGGGAGGAGAGUAAGCAUAGAGUUUUCAGAGCUGCUAAGGCUCCUUACAACCAAUAUUCCUCACAUAAAACAAGAGAGGUCACCAACAAACCUUCCAAGCUGAAUGCAGACAAUAUGAUAAAAGGAAACAAAAUCUUAUAAAAUCCUCUGGUGAAAGCCAGAAUAAGAGAAAGCAGAAGGAAUUUAAUAUAAAAACAAAGAAGCCAACCAAAGAGAUCCAUAGGAUAGCAUCAACAAAGGUAGUUGCUCCAAAGAUAUAUUCCUACUCCUGACAGUUCUGAGGGCAAGGUCUGUUCACAUCUAAGGAUAUCCAGGCUCAUGAGAGCUACUCUAAGACUUAUACACAGAACUUUUACCCUGAUAGGAGUAAAACCGUAUCAAAAAUAGGCUACUAUAAGACUCCUAAAUGUAAUAUGCUCUUCAUUAACCAAAAAGAUUGGAUCACUGAGUACGAUGGCAACACAGGUAGGAUCCUCUGUCCUCGAAAGAAUUGCUCAGUAAAGCUUGGCAGCUACUCCUGGGCUGGUAUUAAGUGCCAUUGCGGUGUAUACAAAUCUCCUGCUUUCCAGAUAUCUAAAAAGGCGAUCAGAGAGAUUCCUUCUUAUUCCUAAGACAUAUGCCUAUUCAAUAAAUCACUGCUCUAAA
This is a messenger RNA of Moneuplotes crassus, 1537 nucleotides long. The record is from the annotation of a GenBank genome assembly. Lineage: Eukaryota; Ciliophora; Spirotrichea; Euplotida; Euplotidae.